Molecule: messenger RNA, 1548 nt
Organism: Purpureocillium takamizusanense
Lineage: Eukaryota; Fungi; Ascomycota; Sordariomycetes; Hypocreales; Ophiocordycipitaceae
Gene: ALC1
Product: Allantoicase
Exons: 2
Coding region: 332-1411 (359 amino acids)
Biological process (GO): allantoin catabolic process
Molecular function (GO): allantoicase activity
Source: RefSeq, a predicted model, not a curated record
AGAUAAACCAUAAGGUGAUGAUAAGGUAAUGGGCUGCCCUCCUGGCGGCAACCGCAGCCCCGGCCGUGUCACACGUCGACGUCUUGCGCCUGUUGCCCCAUCGGUGCCCCAACUUGGCACGCGGCUUCGAGCGGGUGCCGCGUCGGAAGUGGCCGAUGGGCAACGGCUUCAAAAAGGCGGGUCGCCCGCCUAAACUUCCGACGACGAUGAAGGACAACCUCAUCACCAUCGCUCGCUCCAUCGACAGACUCCAAGCCAAACGCCAUCACAGCGAGCCAUCGAAGCCGUGAGAAGAUUGACAACAAAAUCAACACCAGCAACAACACCCAAAAUGCCUUCCAUUGCCGACGAGUUCGACUACAAGCUUGACCAUGUCAAGACCACGUCGGUGAGCUCCGGCGACAUUGACAAGACGUUCCGCUCAAGUUGCAUUGACCUCGUCUCGGCCGCCCUUGGCGGUAAGGUCCUCGCCUUCUCAGACCAGUGGUUCGCCGAGGCGGCCAACCUGCUGACACCCACUGCCCCUAUCCACCAGCCCGGCAAGAUGGUCUUCACAGGAGCGUGGUUUGACGGCUGGGAGACGCGCCGCCACAACGCCGCCUUCGACUGGGUCGUCAUCCGCCUGGGCGUCGCCUCGGGCACCGUCGAGGGCAUCGAGGUCGACACGGCCUACUUCACCGGCAACUACGCCCCUGCCAUCUCCGUCGAGGGCUGCUUCAGCACAAACGACGACGAGGUCGUCUCCUGGCAGGGCGGCCGCGGCAAGUGGGAGACCAUCCUCGGCGUCGAGGAGUGCGGACCCUCGCAGCGCUUCGGCUGGAAGCUCGACGCGCCGCCCGCGGGCAAGCAGUACACCCACGUCCGCCUCAACAUGUACCCGGACGGCGGCAUCGCCCGAUUCCGCCUCUUCGGCCACGCCGUCCCCGUCUUCCCCAACGACCGCGACGCCGUCUUCGACCUCGCCGCCGCGCAAAACGGCGGCGUAGCCGUCUCCUGCAGUGACCAGCACUUUGGCACAAAGGACAACCUCCUCCUGCCUGGCCGCGGCAAGGACAUGGGCGACGGCUGGGAGACGAAGCGCACCCGCGGCAAGGGUCACGUCGACUGGGCCAUCAUCAAGCUCGGCGCCCCCGGCUACGUCCACAAGUUUGUCGCUGACACGGCCCACUACAGGGGCAACUUUCCGCAAAAGGUGGCCAUCCAGGCCCUCUCGUGGGAUGGCAAGCAGGGCGAGCCCGACGACAAGGACCCCGCGUGGCAGGAGGUCGUCGCCCCGACCAAGAUGGGGCCCGACGCCGAGCACGAGCUGGCCUGCGCCGCCGACAAGACUGCCUUUACGCACGUCAAGCUCAUCAUGAUCCCCGACGGCGGCGUCAAGAGGCUGAGGGCCUUUGGCCGGCGCGCCGUGUAGACUGGGGUCUCGCUCGCUGGCUCUUCGGUUGCCUGCGCGAGGGCUUACGACGUCUGUAUCCCGUGACACCGUAGCAAGAAAAUUCAAUGAAGCUAUGAGAUAGAUGAGACAAAAAUGUUUAAAAAACACAUAUGUAA